CUUGAAAUAAGAAAGGAAAUUAGUGAUGUACAUGGAGUAGCAACUGAUUAUAGAAACCUUGGCACACUGUUUCAUUCCUUACGUAAAUACAAAAAGGCUCAAAGAUAUGCCGAGAAAGCUCUUUCAAUCAGCAAGGAAAUUGGUGACAUAAAGGGAGAGGCAGCUGUCUAUGGAAACCUAGGAGUUUUGUUUCAAUCGCAGGGUGAAUACGAAAGGGCCAAAGAAUACACCGAGAAAGCACUUUUCAUCAGAAAGGCAAUUGGCGACAGAAGGGGAGAAGCAUCUGACUACGGCAAGCUAGGAACAUUGUUUCAGUCGUUAGGGCGAUUUAAAAAGGCUAAAGGGUACACUGAGAGGGCACUUGCGAUUAGAAAGGAGAUUAGUGACAGAAAGGGAGAAGCAAGUGACUACGGAAACCUAGGAACAUUGUUUCAGUCACUAGCUCAAUAUAAAAAGGCUGAAGAGUACACCGAGAGAGCACUUGCAAUCGGUAAAGAAAUUGGCGACAGAAAUGGAGAAGCUACUGCCAACGGAAACUUAGGAAUAUUACUAAGUUGCAAAGUGAAUACAAGAAGGCUAAAGAAUACUUCGAGAGAGCGCUUAAUAUGA
This is a messenger RNA of Stylophora pistillata, 609 nucleotides long. RefSeq lists its product as uncharacterized. The record is from RefSeq and is a predicted model, not a curated record. Gene Ontology annotation, molecular function: GDP-dissociation inhibitor activity; G-protein alpha-subunit binding. Gene Ontology annotation, cellular component: cell cortex. Gene Ontology annotation, biological process: establishment of mitotic spindle orientation. NCBI's taxonomy places the organism in Eukaryota, Metazoa, Cnidaria, Anthozoa, Scleractinia, Pocilloporidae.